Messenger RNA from Cladocopium goreaui, 1343 nucleotides. Lineage: Eukaryota; Dinophyceae; Suessiales; Symbiodiniaceae. The record is from the annotation of a GenBank genome assembly.
AGAAGUGCCAUGCCGCAGCUCACGGAAGAGUUGAUCCGGAAGCGUGCAGAGCACAAUGAGGGCGUCCUCUCGGACCUGGAGGAAAUUGCUUUGCAUCAACAGGAGAUUGAGAGAAUCGAAAGCAUCGAAGCUUGUUGCCGGCACAUCAAGAUACUGCUCCUUCAGAACAACAUCAUUCCAAAGAUGGAAGGUUUGAACAAGUUGAAAGAGCUGGAGUACUUGAACCUGGCCUUGAACAACAUCUCCAAAAUUGAGGGCAUCGAAGGAUGUGAAUCCUUGAAGAAGUUGGAUCUCACAGUGAACUUUGUGUCCGUGGAGGAGCUGGAAGAAAGUGUGUACAACUUGAAAGCCAACAUGAUGUUGGAGGAUCUCUAUCUCACGGGCAAUCCAUGCGUGGAUUGGUCCGGAUGCAGAGCCUAUGUCAUCGCCCAUUUGCCUCAGUUGAAGCAACUGGAUGCAAAGAUGGUGGUGCCUCGCGAACGGAUCAAAGCGCGACAGCAACUGCCGAGGCUACAGCAAGAGCUGGAAGUUGCCAUUGAGGAGGCACGGCGGAAACGCCUGGCCAGCGCGGGUGAGCCCGUCUCCGAAGGGGCCUACACCAAGGAAAGUCGCAACGAGAUGUAUUUGGAGCUUGCCGAGCAAAAGGCGGAGAAGGAGCGCAAUGAAAGGCGGCGCAUGGGCACGGAGCCAAAGGAGCCCCGUGUCGUGCCUGGCAUCUACAACGCCAGAGGGGAGCUGCGACAGUGCAAUGAAGGCAAGUACAACUUCGACCUGGAUGACUGGACCUAUCCAGACAAGAUUGUCUUCGAGCUGGCCGUUCCCAAGUACUUGGACACCAGUGCUCUGGACGUAGAUGUGAAUCCGCUCUACGUUCGCGUUGUGGUUAAGGACAAGGUCACGCAGUUGAAGCUGUCUGGAGAGGUGAAGCCGGACGGCGCCAAAGUGCAGCGCUCACGAACCACAGGCGUGCUUCAUAUCGACAUGCCCUUGUUGCAGCCGCAUGAAGUCAAAGAGCGCAAGGCUCCAGAGCCCGAGCUCCAGCCUUUGAAACCCAGCACGGAGCCUGCGCCUAGGCUUGGCUACAAUGGAGGGGAUGGCGAUCGGUCCAAGACAGUGUCUAUACAAGGCAUUUACAAGGAUCCCAAGCGGGUGUCAAAGAAGCAGGACACGCUGCUGCGGGAAGUGAAAACCACUCGAGUUCCUCAUGGAGCGCCGACAGCGUUAGAUGCGGAUGACGACGAGGUUCCGCCUCUGGAGUGUCGCCGUUAAGGCACGGCGCGUUGCAGCGCCGCGUUUCACCCGAGGGCGUCAGCAAGGCGAGGCUGACCAAUGACCAAUAAAAU